AUGGAUCAGUUUUUCUCUUCUAAGCCUCAUACCCCAUACAGAGUUGCAAGAUGCAAAACAACAAUGUCUUCUAGCGAGUCUCCUAUCGGCGUUUCAUUUAUAGAUGCACUAACUCCCCUUUAAACUGUAAAAAUAUUAGCUCCUUUAAAUUGGCAUUCUAUAAUGAAAAUAAAUAGCAGCUUAAAUGCAAUUACCUAAUUUAGCAUCGUAAAAAUUUAAAUUUACCGAAAUUUGCUCCAUUUUAAAAGGGGAUUAUCAGUAAAAUACUAUUUGGAUAAAGCUAGCAAUUUGAAUUGAUGAAUUUUAUUAUCAAAAUUUUAAAAUUUAGUUAAGAAAUACUCAAAAAAAUUAAAGCGAACAGAUUUAUUGACCAAAUUAAGCGAAUCGGAGUAAGGGAAGUCUGCCCAUUAUCGUUCAAUAAACAAUUUUUACGACAAUUACUCGAAAACCAAAAAGCCGAGAAAGUUUCAGCUAUAAUUCCUUUUAAUUUAGGUAAAAUUCAAAAAACAUAUACACAGGUCAAAGAAAUUUGAAAAAUUGUGAAUAAUGAGAAUAAUCCAGACUCUUCGAAAGAAUUAAACAAAAAAUCAAUAACGUUAGAAAAAUCAGCAUUUCAAAGACCUUUAAGCUCUUUACAAUCACUUUCUAAGGAUAUAUCUGCUAUGAAAAAUAGUACCUUUCGAUCGAAAAAUCUCUCUCAAGAUCAGCAGCAAUUUGAAAGCGUUUUAAAAUUAUAUUGUGUUUCGAAUGGCGCUGAGCCCAAUGCAGUUGCUGCUAGACCAAGAUCUGCUAUUCAUUAUGUGUCAAAAAACAGAAGCAAAUAUGCUCCAGGGGUUAUUAGGAUUAUCCCAAAACAUUCAAGAAACAAUUCCAUUGCCACUGAUACAAACCAUUUCUCAAUCCAGGCUAAAACACAAAGAUCUUUGAGUUCAACUGACAGAAAUAGCAGGCACUCACAGAAAAAUUCGUGCAUAAUCUCGCCCUCCUUACAUAUGCCUGAGCAGUUCCCAAUAAUCAAAAAAAUAGCAGAAAAAUCUGAAGUUUAUGAAGAAACAUAUUCAGGAGAAUAUUCAAAUGGAAAAAGACAAGGACACGGAAAAGUAAUAUAUCCGAAUGGAGAUAUCUAUAUUGGUGACUGAUAUGAAAAUAAAAAACAAGGGCAUGGAGCAUACACGUACGCGAACUCCCAAGUUGAAUAUGAAGGCUCCUGAUAUAGUGAUAAUAAACAUGGGAUUGGAAUCAUCAAAUCAUCUACUGGACAAAUUGAAGGCCGAUGGGAAAAUAAUGUACUAAAAGAAAGCAAUGUCAUUUUUACAUAUGAUGAAGUAAAUAUUUAUCGCGGGGAGUCGAAAUCAGGUGCGAGAGACGGGAGCGGAAGCAUGAAAUAUCAAUGCGGAGCAGAGUAUACUGGAUUAUGGUGCGAUGACAGGAGAGAAAAGCAUGGCUAUAUACGAUACAAGCAAGAUUUCUUUUUUGAAGGACAUUUUCAUAUGGACUCCACACAUGGGUAUGGGGUUUUAAUAAGAAGUGAUAUAAUCAAACCUCCAAAAAGAAGCACAGGAUAUUCAAAAACAAUAGAAGCUUAUAAGAAGCCUGGUAUUAAUAAAGAAGAUUACUCCGAAACUUUACCUGAGUUUGCGAAGCUGCAUUUAAAAAAUUCAGAUAUUGUGUACAUUACACAUUCUGCCGACAUUCAUAGACAUGUCCCAAGUGGAACAUUCAAAUCUGGAAAGCUAAAUGGGUAAAUUUAAUUUAGGUCUGGCCUCGCAUAUUAUGGCAUCUACGGCUAUUAUGAAGGAAACUUCAUUGAUGGACAAAGAGAUGGCUGAGGAAAAAUGAUUUAUAAUGACCCUGCCCACGUCUGCUCGUGAUUUCCAGAAACAGAAGGAGAAUAUAUUGGCUAUUGAAGAAAUGAUGCAAGGCAUGGCCAAGGGAUAAUGAACUGGCCAAAUGGCACUAAAUAUGAAGGAAAAUUUAAUAUGGACAGAAGACACCACGUUAUGGGGAAAAUGGUUUUUGAAACUGGCGAAAUUUAUGAAGGAGGCUGAGUCAAUGAUAAACUCCAAGGCUAUGGAAAAUUAACUUUGGCAUCAGGAAUUGUAUUCAAAGCACGUUUCAACUCUGGAAUUGCAGAAAGUUCUGGCACUGUUGAAUUCACCGAUAAAGUUUAUGAAGGAGCUGUAGCGAAUUUUGUGCCUAACGGCAAAGGAAAAAUGAGAUAUAAAAACGGAGAUAUUUAUGAUGGAGAUUUUGAAGAUGGGGUUAUUAAUGGAAUCGGGAAAAUGACUUAUGCCAACGGAAAUAUAUAUGAAGGAGAGUGGGCUAAUGGAUGCAAGGAUGGGAAUGGAAUGAUGAUCUAUAGAGAUGAGGGAACUGUAUAUAAUGGCGAAUGACUUGAAGACAAAAGAAGCGGAAAAGGUGAGCUUAAAGAUAUGAGAGGAAAAGUAAUAUAUCAUGGAGAUUGGGUCUAUGAUCUUCAAGACGGCAUUGGAGAAAUGGUGAGCUAA
This is a messenger RNA of Blepharisma stoltei, 2507 nucleotides long. The record is from the annotation of a GenBank genome assembly. NCBI's taxonomy places the organism in Eukaryota, Ciliophora, Heterotrichea, Heterotrichida, Blepharismidae.